GCUCGCGCAUGCAUGCCUAAAUGCGCGCAUGCUCGGAGCACCAUCUUGUAAGCACAAUGCUUGCCACUUUCCGAGUGAAAGCCCGGACUUUAUCGGUGCGACGGUGAUCCGGCCACUUUAAAUGACGGCCACAUCUGCGUUUAUGCAGAGUAGACCUGGUUCAUGCAUAAGAACAUUUCUGCCUUUUAGUCUUUCGAACCGAGGACCUGUGUUUGAUGCAAUGAUGGCAUCAGCCCAAGGUGAGCCCGGGUCCUGAGAUGUUUUGCACCAAGUCCGUCGUCGAUGAGACGGUGCAGGUCUGAAGAACAGGGCAGCUCUCUGUAAACACAUGGCAGACUUGUGGAGGAGAAUAAGGCCAGUCGGAAAAGGAUGUUUAAAAAAAAAAAGUCUCAUCCAUCUGCAAGAUGUAGAGCAGAACACACAAAGGAAACAGGCAGCUGCUAGUGGAGUAUGGGUACAACUGCCAGCGCUGCACCCCCAACCGCACCUGAGAGUUUCCACGGUAACGGGAUGAUGGACAGCAGACAGUCAAUAAGCUCCACCUCCUUCCAGGCGGUCAGCCUUCACAACAGCAAAGCCAAGUCCAUUAUCACCAAUAAAGUGGCCCCAGUCGUUAUAACGUAUAACUGCAGGCAGGAGUUUCAGAUUCACGAUGACCUCCCCAGGACUCACUACAAAAUGGGCCGGAUCUCUGACUCCAUGCCUGAGCACCUCCUGGUUCAGGGCUCGUACUUCAUGGUCCUGGAUGUGUUCAGCAAGGCGGACGUGCUCAACACGACGUGUUCGUGCGGCGCCCCUAACUUCCGACAGAGUACAGGCAGCUACCCAGUGUUCGGCAUGGGUCAGCCCAGCCUGGCUGGUUUCAAACAGGUCCUGCAGACGCUACAGCGCCAAGGCAACAAGGAGGUGAUUGUCUUCUGUCUGAGGGAGGAACCGUUGCUGUUCCUCCGUCUGGGGGAUGACUUUAUUCCUUACAGUCCCAGGCGGUUGGAGAACCUCCAUGAGCAGGUGCACGGCCUGAGUGGGGCGCCUCCCGUGGAGACGCUGGAACUCAGCAUGAGGAGAGAGAUCCACGACUUCGCCAGGCUGAACCAGAACGUUUUCUACGUCUACAACGACAUCGAGCAUUUUAAAGACGAACCCCACACCAUCUCCAUCUCUAGUGAGGAGGACAUCCACGUGACCGAGGAGGUGUACAAGAGACCACUCUUCACCAUGCCUGCGUACAGCUAUCACAGACUGCCCCUGCCUCUAGAGGGCGCCCCAGCGGAAGAGCAGUUUGAUGCCUUUGUCAGGAUAUUGCGGGAGACAUCCUGUCUCUCGCUGAAUCGGGACGUGGCCCGGCCUCUUCCUGCGCUGCUAUUCAGCUGCCACGUGGGCGUGGGUCGCACCAACGUUGGCAUGAUCCUGGGCACACUGGUGAUGCAGCACAUGAUGGGGGCACCACCUCCUCCACCCCAGUCCCCUCCACCUGCCUCGCCCACGGAGACUCAAGUUACCGAGGUAGUGGAGUCUGAGCAGAAGGCCCAGUUCCAGGUCCUCCAGAUGCUCAUCGACAAAUUGCCUAAAGGUCAGCGUGUCAUGCAGGAGGUCGACCAGGCCAUCGAGCUCUGCUCCGAAAUGCACAACAUCAAACAGGCCAUUUAUGAGAACAAAAAGGAACUGGAGACUAUCGGAGAGGAAGACCAGUCUCAGGGCAGCUGUAGUAAAGCGUAUUUCCUCCAGAGGGCGCUGCAGGGCUUGGAGCAGUACAUCUACCUGAUACUCUUCAAUGCCUACCUGCACGAUCAGUAUCCACUGGCGUUUGCCCGGAACUUCAGCCAAUGGAUGUGUGCCAAUGCCUGGGUGUACCGCCUCCUGGCCUGCAUGAACCAAUCAGAGCUCACAGCGCCUGCUGACCUUGUGACUAAAGGAGCCAGAGUGCUGGUGUCUGAUGCCCACAAUGCCCCUGAUGUUCUUAGCACCCUUAAGGAGGUGAAGGUUGCUAAUUUCAGGCGCGUGCCCAAGAUGCCAAUCUAUGGGAUGGCACAGCCUACGUCUGAGGCAAUAGAGGUGGUGUUGGCCUAUCUGAAGGAUGAGCGGCGGAAGCACAAGUGUGUGUUGUGGGUGAACCUGCGGGCGGAGGUGGUGUUGGAGGCAGAGGGUCAGAUGUUCUCCAUCAGGGAGGCGUCCUGCCCGGACCAGCCUGUCUCGCUCUACAGCGCGCGGACGCAGGACAUCCAGAACCUGGAGACAGCUCUGAAGCAGGAGCUGGCACGUGCUCCGGCGUGUUUGGAGGUGAGGUUAAACAAGGAUAAACAGGCCAAAGUGUUUCAGCACUUCCAGACCCUGCAGGACAUCUUCAGCCAAAAGAGCAUCUGCCAGCCGGGCCUGAACUACCACCGCAUACCGCUAGCAGACCGCGCCGGGCCCAGAGAGACGGACUUUGACCAACUGCUGGAGGCGAUGAAGCAUGUACAGGCUGAAGAUUCUCAGGCUGCUUUUGUGUUUAAUUGUGCAAGUGGGAAGGCCAGUACCACCACGGCCAUGACCAUUGCGGCUCUGAGCUGGUGGCACUUCACUGGUUUUCCUGAGUUCGGAGAGGAGGAGAUUGUCAGCGUCCCUGAUGCCAAAUAUACAAAGGGAGAAUUUGAGGUGGUCAUGAAGUUGGUCAGGCUUCUCCCUGAUGGCCAUCAGAUGAAGCGAGAGGUGGAUGCUGCGCUGGACUCUGUCAGCGAGACCAUGACGCCUAUGCACUACCACCUCCGUGAGAUUAUCAUCUCCACCUGCAGACAGGUUAAGAGCAGUAAGACUGAACAGGAGUCCCGCGCUCUGUUGUUGAGGAGUCUGCAGUAUCUGGAGCGCUACAUCUACCUGAUCCUGUUCAACACCUACCUGCACCUUGAGAAGACCAGCUCCUGGACCCGCCCCUUCAGUGUCUGGAUGCAGGAGGUGGCUGCGCGGGCCGGCAUUUACGACCUGCUGAACCAGCUGGAAUUCUCCGAGUUUGAAAACCUGAAAGACUCUUCUCUGGCGCGUCUCCGUACCCGUUGGCAGGAGCAGAACAGAUCGAGCGCCCCCUUCAGAGGAGAGCUGAUCUGACCCCGGGGGGCAAGGGUCAGCCUUGGGCAGCGCGGAACCUGAGAACGAACAAACAACCCAUAAUCUGAUGGCUCGGAGUGUUUGUUAGGAAAUCGGUUUAAUUUGAAUUCUCAUUGUUUUGUAUUUUUUAUUCCUUUCUAUGUGCGCAUGGUUUUCUUUCUUUGCCGUAGCGUGUGUAGAUGGCUUUAACUGGGCAGUUUCAUGAGACUUAUGGAGGGAUCAGAGGGGUCAAGGACUCGUUAACCGCAGACUUGCACGACCCCACCAUGCAGGGACACAUGCUGGCAACAGGAUGCAGAACCAGUUGUUAACAGUCCCCGGGCAAUAAAGUACCAGGAUUGCGUGAAAGGUUUUGGACUCCGUCACAACAAUGUCCGAGUUCUUGGAUGUCGGACCGGAAUGUCAGAUGUUUCUCGGUCUGCUGUCUCACGUGCAGGUUGGAUCAUUGAAUAAAGCAUAUGCAUCAUUUCCGUGUCCAGUUCUAGAUCCAGUUUGGACAGUGUGUUGAUUCCAGUUCCUUGCACACGUUUGCUUUUUAAUCCGUGUAAUUAUUUCUGGAGAUCAGAUUUUUGGAAGGAACCACUUUUGUGUGUUAUUUUGUAAAAGUGAAGCAUACAGUAUUUUCUGAUGAGAGGUUUUGCACUUCCAAUUAAAUGAGGUUUUCCUAACUGCAAACGCCAA
Molecule: messenger RNA, 3762 nt
Organism: Electrophorus electricus (electric eel)
Lineage: Eukaryota; Metazoa; Chordata; Actinopteri; Gymnotiformes; Gymnotidae
Gene: pald1a
Product: phosphatase domain containing paladin 1a
Source: RefSeq, a predicted model, not a curated record